GCGCAGCAUCUCCGCAUUGAUUUGCAUGGGACAGACAGACGCGCCGCGCGGACCAAUCAGCGGCCCGUGCGGGCCCGUCGCGCGCCCUCCCCUGAUUGUAGUCAUAUGCUUUCUCUGCCUGCCCCCUGUUCGCCCAGCGGCGUUUGGGAGACGUAUGUUUUUCCAUGCAUGAUCUGUAAGGCAUCUCUGUGUGUUUUUCAUCGUGAUUCGGAAUAAUCUGUAAUUCUGCAUCGCGCUGGGAAUUAAAGCCGACAUCCACGAUGGGUUGCGCCGGGUUUUCCUGCUCAAAGAACUCGCUCUGCGCGCUCAACAUCCUCUAUGUUAUGGUGAGUCUGCUGAUGAUUGGCAUUGCAGCCUGGGGAAAGUGGUUCGGGCUGGUCUCCAGUUUCCAGGUGGUGGGCGGAGUCAUCGGAGUGGGCGUGUUCCUGUUUUUGGUGGCAGUAGUGGGACUCAUCGGUGCCGUGAAGCACCACCAGGUCUUGCUCUUCUUCUACAUGAUCAUCCUCUUCAUGGUGUUUGUGGUACAGUUUUCCGUUUCCUGUGCCUGUCUGGCCAUCAAUAAGGAACAGCAGGACCGGUUGCUGGAGGUGGGGUGGAACAACUCUCAGACCACACAGAGGGACGUGCAGAAGAGCCUCAACUGCUGCGGAUUCUCCUCCGUCAACUACAACGGCACCUGUGAAGCGGCAUGUUUCCCUAACAACUCCUGCACCACGUGUGCGGCUAAGAUCCAGGAGCAUGCUGGGGAGGUGCUGCGCUUCGUGGGGGGGAUCGGCCUGUUCUUCAGCUUCACUGAGAUUCUGGGGGUGUGGUUAACAUACAGGUACAGAAACCAGAAGGACCCUCGUGCCAAUCCCAGUGCUUUUCUGUAAUUCCAGAAAAAGAACCCCCGUCCACAUCGUUCAGACCUUUGGACACUUUUCUUUUUAUCUGUAAAGGGGAGCGAUCUGUCUCAGGUGCUGUCCUGGGUUUGCCUCAUGAGUGGCGUGUUUGAGUGAAGUGUGUUCCUCCAAGACUACUGUAUACUACAAUUCUGCACACUCCUGAGAUCCACACAGUCACAAUGCACUGCGUUGCUUGUUGAAAAGAUGGAGCUGGAAGCUCAGACAGUGGGCGGGAGUUAGGGAGUCAUGGGAGAGUGAGUUUUCAAGUACCUCAUAAUGGGUGGAGCUAUUGUGUGCUGUCAAUCACUGACUUAAUGAACCAAUCAAAAGACUCGGCCCUCCACUGCAAAAACUAUGCUCUUAUGAAUCCUCACCCUCCUAUCACCAGAAUCAACAGUAUAUAGACAAAUAAGUCUGAUUCAAAUCUGUGAAUUUUUCUCAGUGCCAUGUAACGCACUGAAACCACUAUGAGUAAGCCCACUGUACUGUAUGUGCAAAAUAGACUGAAGGCCUGUCUUUGAAUAAAUGUGUACAAUUUAUUUAAUAUUUACAAUCACUGAAGAGAUUUACCUGCUGUUAAAAGGGUAUAGAAAACCUAAAAAUCAUUAAAUCAGCCUGUUUUGAGCCAGCUGUAUGUGUAACGAUGUGUAUAUAUGUACAUAACCAUGUAUGCAUAUACACAUAUAUUUAAGUCAGGUGGCCUGCCUGUCGGUUUAUGUGAUGAUAAUGGCACUGUCCCUGUAGAGAGGCAGAGGUGAGGUCAGGUGACUGGGUUCUGCAGGUAGGGGUGCACUCUGUUUUUUAAACGCGAUAUUGUUCCCCCUGACUCCGAGUGGUCGGCUUCUGGGCCCGCACGCUCUCUCUCUCUCUCUCUCUUCUCUCUCUCCUCUCUCUCUCGCAUGCAUCCCUCUCUGGAGUGUCUGCUGUGAAUCCUGGCGGUUCUGUAAACUACGCACCACACCUGCUGAGCGUUUGUA
Messenger RNA from Megalops cyprinoides (Indo-Pacific tarpon), 1861 nucleotides. It is a transcript of the gene tspan13b, whose product is annotated as tetraspanin 13b. Gene Ontology annotation, cellular component: membrane. The coding region runs from base 261 to 872 and encodes 203 amino acids. The transcript is spliced from 6 exons. The record is from RefSeq and is a predicted model, not a curated record. NCBI's taxonomy places the organism in Eukaryota, Metazoa, Chordata, Actinopteri, Elopiformes, Megalopidae.